CAGAGUCAUUUGCUAGUGUAGAGUCUAGGGGUUAGGACAGCCCUAAACGGGUUAAGUUAAGAUGUGUCGCCUGCAGGUUGUAGUUGUUGUUCUAGUGCUUGUCGUCCAAGUUUAUUCACAGGGUCCGUUUAAGGAAAUCCUUCUUGCGGUAAGACGUGGCAUGCUUCAGGACUGCAAGGAAUCGCUGGGAGCUACGGAUGCAGACGUUGAGCAUAUCAUAAACGCGAAUGAACCUGAGAAUCGAGUCCAGAAAUGUCUGGCCCAUUGUGCGAUGAAACAGUUUGGGGUCUUGCACGGGAGAAAGUUUAACAAGCAGGGCUUUGCCUCCGUUGCUAAGUUGGUUAUUUUCCUGGACAAGCGGAAGUCGCGAUACGUCGAUCAGGUCGCGGAUGAGUGCGAAAAAAUCGACAACGAGGAUCUUUGUGAGCUGGGGGCCGAAUUGUACAUGUGUGCAGUGACAGGAUUGCGGAAGAGAGGAAUACAGCUGUAAUAAAGCUUUAUUUAGUCAGGGUACCAAAUUACUCCGUUUAUGGAAUAAGUACAAUUGGAAUUAUAAAAAUAGGGUAAUGAAAAAAAAAAAAACAAAUGAAUAAUCAAAUGAGCUCAAUUUGUUUUCAACCAGCAAAACCAAAUCUUUAACAAGUAUUACCUCAGGUACCUUUGUAAGUUACAGAAAUCAAGCGGAAUUCACAAUAAAUUGAAUCAAAGUCA
Molecule: messenger RNA, 711 nt
Organism: Culex quinquefasciatus (southern house mosquito)
Lineage: Eukaryota; Metazoa; Arthropoda; Insecta; Diptera; Culicidae
Product: general odorant-binding protein 19d
Exons: 2
Coding region: 62-490 (142 amino acids)
Molecular function (GO): odorant binding
Source: RefSeq, a predicted model, not a curated record